UCUUCAUUUUGAAUGAAAGAAAAACAAAAAUACAUCAAUGAUUAGCAAAAGAAAUUAUUAUCAGCCAUGAUCAUUCGGUUGGAUAGGUUCGGUCUCGAUUGAAAGAAAUAAAAAAAGAGAGAUGAAAGAAAAAAGGAUCGUCAACCAUCAACCACCUGUUUUUGGCCAUCAUCAUCAUUUAUUUUAUUCUCGAUUAUUCUAACUAUAUUACCGAUUUGUCAGGGUACUCAAUCAUUCUAUGCACACCGUAGGAUUAUUUCAGACAAAAAGCAAAUGGUUGAUAACAACGAAUAAUAAUAAAAUUCAAUGACCACAAUAAACAUGGCAAAUGUCGAUGUCAUCGUAAUGAUUAUGGACGAUUCUUGAAGAUAAUAUUGACGAUGAUAAAGAAAAAAACUAUCUGACUGACUGACCAUGGUAAAUAAAUAUUCGGCAACAACAACGAAAUAGCCAACAUUAUUAAUCCGGUUGUAUAUAGUUGGUUUUGUUGAUUAGCAAGUGAAAAAAAAUCAUCCAAUUUUAAUUCUGGUCAAGUCACUUUUGCUCUCAAGUAUUCAUGAUCAGUAUAAUCAGUAUCUGAGAAAAGUCAGGUAUAUAUAAAAACCUAAUCAACCAUUUGUCAAAUCUUCAAAUCAGGUGUGUGUGUAUCUUUUGUUCAGGUGGUGAUCGGUGCUGUCGAUCACUUUUUUUUUUUCAUUUUUAGUUUUUACUUUGUUUUGUGGUCAGUUUUUUUUCCUAUAAACAAUGCUCAAUAUAUGGUUGUUGCUUUUAUUAAUAAUCGGAUCGUCUAUAGCUGAUCCGAUUCCGUUGACAUCCGAUGUAAAAAAUGAUUCUGAACGGCCAAUCGUUUCGGUUGUUCCAUCCGAUUCGACACAACAAGCUCCGAUUGUUGCUGGUCAACCAGAAAAACAACCACGAACAGCAGCUGCGGCAGCAGCAGCAUCGGCCGCUGCAUCAGCAGCUUCUAUUGUUUCAUUGGCCAAUAUUACAUUUAAUCCUGGUCCAAAUUCAUGUCCACCAUCACAUCUAUUUGCACCUUGCGAUUGUUUUGUUUAUGAAGAACGAGCACGUAUUAUACGCUGUAUGGGCGAAUAUAAUAUCGAUUUGAAUUCAAUCUUUCAACGAUUAUCAAUAUAUUUACCGAAACCAGAAAAACAUUUCCAUAUGCUGUAUCUGAAUAAUACAAACAUUUCCUAUUUGGGCAAUGUACUGCAUGAUAUUACAUUCGAAUACAUUUAUUUCGAUGGCGCAUCAGCAUUGGAAUUUAUUGAUCCAAAUGCAUUCGAUAUAACAGGACCGUACGUGAAAGAAGUUCGUGCAUUCAAUACAAAAUUGAAACAAAAAUCUCUUGAAGAUUCAUUGAUGGGUCUUUCUAGUCUACUACAUUUAACCGUAUCAAAUGUUGGUAAAUGUCCACCUGAAGAAGUGACUAGACCUUGUCGUUGUGAAUAUCGUAUGGAUAAUUGGCAAUGGGUACAAGCAAGAUUUACAAGAUUUGUUUGUGGUGAAGAUUCUGAAGAAGAUCUUCGUAUGCAAUAUGUUCUUAAUGCUAAUCGUACACGUGAACAAUUUGCCUAUUCACAAACACGACGAUUACAAAUUUAUUUUGAACGUUUAAGUGAAAAUCUAGCCAAACUUGGUUGGCAAAAACGUUUUGAUGAAUUUGUCAUUCAAAAUUCGGCUAUAUCGGAAAUUCCUCGAAAUCUUUUUGGUGAUAUAAUUUUCUAUGGAGUUAAAUUUGAUAAUUGUCCUGAAUUGACGGCCAUUCAUCCACAAGCAUUUCAAAUAACUGAGCCAUUCAUUGAAGAAUUGACCAUACGUCGUACACGAUUAGGAAAUGAACGAUGGAAAUUACGUGAUACAUUCAACGCCAUUACCAGUUUAACUAAUCUGCGUGCACUUUAUCUUCAAAGUUCCGGACUGAAUGCAAUACCACAUCACGCUUUUCGGCCAUUGAAAGGACGAUUCCAACGAAAAUUGGUCAAAAUUUCCAUCAAUUAUCCAAAUGUUCGUGAAAAUUCCAUUCGUCAAAUUGGAAGCUAUGCCUUUUAUUAUCUAUCCAAUUUACGAUCAAUAGAUUUGUCCGUAAAUUCGAUUGAAAAAAUAUAUAAAAAUGCUUUUUCAUUCCGUUGGGAAUCAACUGAAAUGUUGACAAUAAAUUUGGCUGGAAAUAAUCUUACUGAUAAUAAUAUUGAAUCUGGUGCAUUUGUUGAACUACAACGGCCAGUGAAAGUAAUUUUAGGACAAGGUGAAUUCGGUAAUCCUGGACUUCGACAUUUGGAAGAACGUGUAUUCCGGCCAUUAUUAAACGAAAAUGAAAAGAAUAUAAUUACAUUAAGUUCAUCGGAACAUCCAACCAAUGGUAAUCGGCUACAAUGUGAUUGUCAAUCACGAUGGAUUUUCAAUGAAAUUGGCAAAGUACGUAAUGGUCUUCGUGAUAUUAUGUGUGUAAGUAAUGGUAGCUGGGAAUGUUUACCACCAUGUCUUGUAUUUGGCCAAGAUCUACUUCAUUGUGGUUCGAAUCAAUAUUUCAAUAUUGAAGAUGUAUUCUAUUCAUUAAAUCGUAAUCUACAGCCGGAAGAAAAACAUUUCAAACGAUUUAUGUUGUCCAAUUUACAAAUCGAAUCGAUUCCAAACAAAAGUUUUGGUGAUAUAACAUUCGAAACAUUCGAAUUAGAUGAUUGUCCUAAUCUUAAAUACAUCGAUGAAAGGGCUUUUGCAAUGACAAAACAAAAUCUAACCAAAAUUGUCAUCAAAAAUACACCACAAUUACCUGAAAUGCGUUUCUCAUCAUUUCAAAAUCUAAAAGAAUUGGCCAUUAGAUUUGUUGGCAAAUAUCGUUUAACAGAUGAAUCCUUUAAAUCAGAUCUUCCCACAGAAACAUUGCUUCGACUUCGAAUCGAUGUUGAUGGCCUACUACCAUCAUCCAUCGAAUCAAAUGCAUUAAGCUAUGCUUAUCGUCCGAUUAAUGUUCUUCUUGAACAUCCAGAAAAUAUUGGUAAACAAGAAUGUAAACUAUUGACAUUGGAAGAGGAAAUUUAUGCACCAUUUUUGGCUGUCAAUCCAGAGAACAAAAUUCGUAUCAAUAAUUGCCCGAUUGUUUGUGAUUGUUCCAUAAAAUGGCUGUUUGAUGCACCGAAAGAUUGGUGGAUGCGUGUCGAAGCUGGUGAACCAAACAUAGGUCUACAAUGUGAUGAUUCACGUUCAUUGUAUUUUUAUUCGGAUUAUGAUUUCCGUUCAUGUCCAAAAACAAAUCUAUUGAAAUAUUUUAUUCCGGAUUCGGAGAGUAAAACUACAAGUGAAAAAUCAACAUCGUCUAUCAUAAGUCCGUCAUCAUCUUCAACAUCGGAUUCUGAAGCAAUUUCAGCUUCAUAUGCAUCAAGUGAUACGAUAGCCAUUACUGGUGCAACAACCGGUGUAGAUAAGGUCAAAAUUGACGAACAAAUUCCAAUUGAACCAAAACAACAGUCAACACAAUCUAUUGCCGAAGUUAGCGAAUCAAAAACAUCAGAUGUUGACGUCGUCGUACCGGAAUCAAAAAAUGAGCCGGUAAUUACUGAUGGUGAAGAACAUCCAUCAGCAGCCACAAGUGGUGUUGUCAUUAAACUUGCAGAUGUUUCUGGAGCAAGUGUUCCAUCAUCACCGGCAAUUGCCACAAGCGAUCCAAUAGCUGCUAUUCCAUCGGCUGAAUCAUCAUCAUCGUCGAUCGUCAAAGAUGUUUAACCAAAAAAAAAAAUAAAAAAAAAUCAACAACAGAGAUCUCAAUAUUGAAAAAACCAAAUUCCAAUCUAACUAUCCAUUCAGUGCCAUCUAUCAGUACUGAUUUAAAAAUUUAUUCAAGAUUUUUUUUUUUUCAAUCCCAGUUUCUUAUUUUUUUUGUCUCCUUGAUUGAUUAAUGAAUUUUUUUAACUUGUGACACACUACAAGCUACAACAAAAUCAAUCUACUUAUAUACACACACACAAAUAGAACCUGGCCAAAUAAUGGGCCAAUUUAAUGUGAAAUGUGCCAAAUUUAAGGAAUGAUAAGCUUAUUUAAACAAAAAAUUUCAAAUUAUACCGAAACAAAAAACAA
Dermatophagoides farinae (American house dust mite) is the source of this 4074-nucleotide messenger RNA. Lineage: Eukaryota; Metazoa; Arthropoda; Arachnida; Sarcoptiformes; Pyroglyphidae. The record is from RefSeq and is a predicted model, not a curated record.